This is a messenger RNA of Cuscuta campestris, 2725 nucleotides long. NCBI's taxonomy places the organism in Eukaryota, Viridiplantae, Streptophyta, Magnoliopsida, Solanales, Convolvulaceae. The record is from the annotation of a GenBank genome assembly.
UUACGGCAAUUAUCCCCCUGAUGAUUAUACCUUCAUAGAGCGAGAGCAUUGGGAGGAGUUUCUGAUCCAGAUGGGGACUCCGGAAGCUAAGGCUUUGAGCGAUAAGAAUAGGGAUAUACAGAAGAAGAAUUCCUAUCCGCAUUUUAUGGGCCGAGGUGGAUAUGCCAUGCUUUUGCGUGAGUUGGCAGUUGGUUCUCAGGCCAACACUAGUACUUCUGCUGAUAUCGCUGGUUCGUCUACAGAGAAGAGUUCUCAGCUGGGACGAGAGGACACUUGGUUGCGAGGUCACACCCCGGGGAGGCAGGCAGAAGUUACGGACCCUGCACUGAUGGAGAUUCGUGAUAGGAUAGUUCAGCUAAAGAAAGAGGUCGCAGCCGGUACCUUUGUUCCAAAUGGGCACAAUGAUGUACUGACUAGAGCUUUAGGGUCUGCCGAGCACCCAGGACGGACGAGGGGUGUUGGGUCAUAUUCGGGCUUACGUAAAUUUUUUAAUGGCAACAUGAAGCCUCGUAAGCCCGAAGGUAACUAUUUGACUGAGGAUGAUCUUUUGCAGCGUCUUCCUUCCCUUCUGCAGCAGUAUGGACUAUCUGUGUCCGGGAGUGCUCCAGAAGGGGCAUCCAUGUCGCAGCACACACCGUCUGUACCACCUCAUUAUGAGCUUCAGCGUAGUAGCAAGGCGUCUACAGAUUUUGUUGACGUUGCCGGUGUCACUGAGGUUUCUCCUUGUUACUUGAGGAUCUCUGAUCCAUCAGAUUACAUAGUGGCACAUGGAUCGGUUUUCCCACGUGCACUGGGAGAUAUGGUGCACGGUGUUCCCCUCCUUCCCCACCAGGUUAAGGUCUCUGUGACCCUUGUGCUUCCUGGAAUGGGUGAAUAUACCAUUCCUUGUCCGACUGAGCAUAUAGAGACUGUGGCCGAUUGCUUGGGGAGCUUCGUUGCAUGGCCUAAGUCAUUGGUGGGCAUUGGAGAUUUUCGGCCCUCCCCUUACGCCGAACCACCACUUGCGCCGCCGUCUCCCUCCUCUCUUCACGGCCGGCAGCUUCCUCCCCCUCCUACAAUGGCCGAAAGUGAAAUCACCUCUCAAUCCUCCACCCAAAAAUCUCCACAUCUGGCUUUCUCCGUCUCUAAUGUCAAACUCCAUGUUCCAAUCCAACUCAGCUUUUCUCAACCAAACUACAAAAAGUGGAGCCGCUUGUUCCUUCUUCUUGCACGGCGGUUCAACCUUCAGGGUUAUCUCAACGGUUCUAUUGCUCCCAUCUCCGACGACGAUGAUGAAUGGUUUCAGCUCGACGCCAUCCUCCAGGGCUGGAUUCUCUCCACCAUCACUGAUGAAGUUUCUGAUCUAGUUCUUUCCUCUGUUUCUACUGCUUCUGCUCUAUGGACGCCCAUGGGCACGGCCUACCUGCUCCUAUAUGUUGAUGACAUUGUACUGACGGCAUCCUCCGCUACACUUCUCCAGAGUCUCAUUCAGCAGCUUAAGGCUGAAUUCUCCAUGACAGACAUGGGCGACUUGCAUUUUUUCCUCGGGAUCAAUGUGCAUCGUACUGCCACUGGCCUCUUCUUCCACCAGACUCAAUUUGCCCACGACAUUCUUGAGCGGGCAGGGAUGGUCUCCUGCCGCCCCAUCUCUACUCCAGUGGACACGAAGGCAAAACUAUCUACCACGGCUGGCUCGGCUCUCUCCGACCCCUCUUUUUACAGGAGGUUGAUUAUGCUCGUGAGGCAAUACGGGGCGACAAAAUGGGCGCAGAUCGCGGAGAACAUGGUCGGUCGAGCUGGGAAGCAAUGUCGUGAGAGGUGGCACAACCAUCUUCGUCCCGAUAUUAAGAAAGAUGGAUGGAGUGAAGAAGAAGAGAGGAUGCUGGUAGAAGCCCACCAAAAGCUCGGCAACAAGUGGGCCGAGAUCGCCAAACGCAUACCCGGAAGGCCCGAAAAUGCAAUCAAGAAUCACUGGAAUGCCACCAAAAGGCGGCAGAAUUCGCGCAGAAAGGGCGCGAAGAAUGCCAACAAAAAUAAUCCAAGCCCCAACAAGUUAUCCACCGUUCUUCAAGACUACAUUAGGGCCAAGUGCCUCGGCACGGCUGGAGUCGCCGUGCCCGAGGACGACCCGUCAUCUGUCCACUUCGCGUCGGACGAGGACGACGAAUUGGACUGCAACGAGUCGUCCUCGUUGUUGGCGACUGAGCAGACGCACGUCGAGGAGAUGAACUUCAUGGAAACCCUAUUUGGGAAAACCGCACCUCCCGACAAUGACCACAAGAUUGCGGGUGGUUUGACGCCAAUGCCGGUGUUUGGUGACUCGAUCAUCGCUACGCCGCCAUCACCACCGCCGCAAGCUAGCCAGUUCUGGAGUCACGACAACAACUACAUCUCGUAUUUGUUGGAUGGGGGCACGCCACCUUCGUCGUCGUCGUCCAAUGGCGACGGUUGCUAUGAAGGGCGCAAAGUCCGGGACACAGACCGAUUUACGAUGAUGAAGUAUUGCAAUGGCGGCGAAUUAUCGCCGCCAUCCUCCUCAAGUGGCGCCGGGGCUUAUAAGAACAAGGAUAUUGACUUGAUGGAGUUGGUCUUUCCUUCUCAUUUCUCCUAAUAAGUACCAACAACUUCAAUUCCUAUUUUAUUAUGUGACGCACUUCUUGUAUGUUUUAUUAUGUUGUUAAUUUCUAUGAAUUACUAAGUUAAACUGAGUGGGAAAGCCUAAUAUGAAUACACUUGUGUUUCAUGA